Molecule: messenger RNA, 1491 nt
Organism: Pungitius pungitius (ninespine stickleback)
Lineage: Eukaryota; Metazoa; Chordata; Actinopteri; Perciformes; Gasterosteidae
Gene: tmem97
Product: transmembrane protein 97
Exons: 3
Coding region: 67-597 (176 amino acids)
Cellular component (GO): endoplasmic reticulum
Source: RefSeq, a predicted model, not a curated record
CUUCUGAGACGCGCCACUGCAGCGAGUCACACUUUGACAUCUACAGGACCGAAUAAUUCUGACACCAUGUCUGUCCGCGUGUUGGAAGUUCUCUUCUUCUUCUACUUUGCCUCUCACAUUCCCAUCACUCUGUUCAUCGACCUACAAGCCCUGCUGCCCGGACAUGUGUAUCCUCAGCCACUGAAGGACCUUCUGCAGUGGUACGCGCAAGAGUUCAGAGACCCCAUGGUGCUGGAUCCGCCACAAUGGUUCCAGUCUUUCAUUUUCUGCGAGGCUUUGAUUCAAAUGCCGUUUUUCCCGGUUGCAGCCUACGCUUUCCUGAAAGGUGGCUGUAAAUGGAUCCGGACUCCUGCCAUCGUGUAUUCCACACAUGUGGCCACCACACUGGUCCCCAUCCUAGCUCACAUCCUGUUCCACCAGUUCCCUAUGAAACCCCAUGCUGGUCCCCAGACCCUGAAGGAGCGCUGGCUACUGGUCUCCAUAUACAUCCCAUAUCUGCUUGUGCCCCUGCUGCUGCUCCUCACCAUGCUGCUGUCCUCCACAUACAACUCCACCUCCACAUCACGACACAAGUCAGCCAAAUCCAAGAAGAACUGACAGCACCACCAGAAUAAAGAAAUUGAUUUCACUCUUCUUUUAGGCGGAGGAUUCAGACUGCACCACACUAUUAGAAAUAAUUUCCCUAUUGUUAAACCAGGCACAAUUAUAACUAAAUGUCAUUCUUUCAAAAGAUAACUUUUAAAGUAAAUGAUCACUUUAUGCGUUAACAGUUGAAUUUCUUUUGUGUGUUUUAUCAGUAACAAAAGUAAAAAAUGAAUAGCCUUACAAAGGACUGGAAAAAAUCCUAGUAUGGCAGUUAUUCUCCUGCGUUUGCAUAUCUAUGAAGAAGUAAGCUGCCUCUGGUUGUUAUUCAGAAGGACUCUGGCACCAACAGCAACAGGUCUGGCAGCCUGUUCAUUUUGAUAUAUAUCUGAUAACAGUGUCUGUCCCCCCACCAGCAAAGCUGUGAAGUAUGAAUAUUCAUUAAUAAAUCAAACUUCAGUUCAGGGUCAUUUCCAAAACCUGUAUGUUUACACAUAUUUUAGUUGGUGCAAAACUAUGAAAAUUUGUCUUGUUAAAAUGUUAUGAAAAGAAAAUAUUGAUGGACUUUCUAAGUGCAGGAAAGUAAACUCAGUGACAAAGUAUAGAAAAUGAAUAGAAAUGUGGCUGAUCCCCCAUGCAAUCGGGCCAGUUCACUGUUCUGUUGUAUUAGAGCUUUGUGGAGCUUAUAUUAAAGCAGAAGUAUUUGUAGUAUAAUGUGAUUAGCAGACUUACUUGCAUUUAAAGGUGCAAUAGUAGCUCUGGUCAUUUACCCGACACACUACAGCCCAGGUGCCAAGAAAGGGCGGCAUUAUGCAACCAUAGGCCAAACGCUAUACAUGAUCACAUCGUCUUUAAAUGGUGUCCUUUACUAACGUUGAUCAUCAGUAUUAAAUUGACAUUUUCACAGCA